Raphanus sativus (radish) is the source of this 1323-nucleotide messenger RNA. RefSeq lists its product as uncharacterized. NCBI's taxonomy places the organism in Eukaryota, Viridiplantae, Streptophyta, Magnoliopsida, Brassicales, Brassicaceae. Bases 46 to 417 code for a protein of 123 amino acids. The transcript has 2 exons. The record is from RefSeq and is a predicted model, not a curated record.
CAUCAUGUACUGAGUGAGAAUCUUUGGUUUCAGGAGAAGUGGAAAAUGCUGACCUUACAAGUAUACCACAGUAGCUUCAACUGUCCUAACGACAAAGUUCGAAGCUUUGGUAAUGUCUUCUUGAAAACUGGCGGCGGAUUAGUCACUGUAGUGUCGAAAAAGAGAGACUUUACGGAGAAACCAAAACCAAACGGGAAACGAUCCUUGUUGCAGAUCAAAGUCCCCAACACAAUCCUCGCUCGAUCUGCGGUCGCUGUUCUUGGUUUAGGAUUCAUCGAUGCUGGGUAUAGUGGUGAUUGGUCAAGAAUAGGUGUGCUCUCAAAAGAAACAGAGGAGCUGCUCAAGCUUGCUGCUUUUCUUGUUGUCCCUCUCUGUAUCUUUCUUGGUCUUUCCUUCUCCAAUGACUCAACUGAUUAAAGAGGUUCCUUUUACUAUCAUGGAAGUCUAUAACUCAAUACUUGUAAGAAGAAUGUGCUUUGAAUAUUCUUGGUAGUAACUAGUACAUUCUAUGGGACAGAUAUAUUGAUAUUUGAUACAAUGAAUGAAAUGUUAUUGUAACGUUUUACAAAUUUGUUACUUGCUUCAAAAGGCACAAGAAGGAGAAGCGCGUCGAAAAUCCAUGAUAAGAAGAGAGGCAACACUAUGAGCAAGAGCUCCCAAGACUACAAACACAUGGAAUAUCUGAUGGCUAUGUCCAGCUACAUCGAAAGCACCAGGCUUCCAUCUCUCGGGUAUACGGCUAACAUAGAACCCUGCUCCCGUUGCGUACAGCACAGCCAUCGCAAGCUCGUAGACUAGAGCGACAAGCACGUUGGGAUGAUCCCUGUGAAGGUAAAGCAGAUGCGAGGCCGGUACGAUGCCAGAGAACCCCAUCGUCAGGAAAAGAGCUGCUCUGAAAGGUCUGAAACGCGGAGCAGAGAGGGAUGGAGAGAGGAGGGUGAAGAUGGCCGAGAGGCCGAGGAUGGAGAUGGAGGAGAGGUAGAAGAGACGCCAGUGAGUGUGGCAAGAGAAUGCGUAGUAGAGAGGCGCGAAGAAGGAGGAGACGAUCAUGAGGGAGAUUCCUGCGUAGUCUAGGCGCCAGAAGAAGAGGUUGAAUUUUCUUGAGUGGCAGGCGAAGAGGUGUGACAGGGAGCUGCACAUCAAGCAGAUCAUUGACCCGGAUAGGAACAAGAGCCAUGGCCAUUUUGGGAUUGUUUCGUUGUUGACUUCUUCUCCUUGAUAGUUCGAGAACGAGCUAGUAGUGUGUGUCAGGUUGGAAUCCUGCCAAGAGACAUAGACUUUUUAACUCAAAUGUUUUGAAAGUUACCACUUAGAAUUAGAACU